GAGUAACAAGUAAACUCAAAAAAACAAGUAAACUCAGUGUCACAGACCACAGAGCCCACAUUCUGCAACUUUUUUAGCAAAGGAAAAAAAAAACAUUUUAAAGAAAUUCAAAGCAAAAGAAGUGGCCUUGAUUUCCGCCAUUAAAACUUCAAACGAAAACUUCCAGUUUUUCCCUAGUAGAGUGAAGAAAGAGAAGGAAAGAGGGAGAGAAAGACUUCUUGGGAGAGAGUGAAUUCUGGGAUGCUUCAACUUCCACCGGCUACGGCGGCGUUUAUGUUCAUAAUCGCCGUCGUGGUGUUUCCGGUGACGGUGGUUUGCAGCAGUUUUCCGGCUGGUGUAUUACAGCUUGAGAGGGUAUUCUCGUUGAGCGAGAAGAUUGAGUUGGAAGUUCUUCGAGCUCGUGAUGCAGCGCGCCAUGAGCGAAUCUUGCAAGGUGGCGGCGGUGGUGGAGGUGGCGGUGGUGGGGUCGGUGGGGUUGUGGAUUUCGCCGUUCAAGGUUCCUCUGAUCCUUACCUUGUUGGGUAGGCUGUAUUUUACAAGAGUGAGACUAGGAACUCCCCCAAGGGAAUACAAUGUGCAGAUUGACACAGGAAGUGACAUAUUAUGGAUAACUUGCAAUUCAUGUAUUGACUGUCCACGGACGAGUGGCCUUGGGGUUGAGCUCAAUUUCUAUGAUAUCACUGGCUCCUCAACCGCCAACGCAGUUUCUUGUUCGGACCCAAUAUGUACUACUAUGGUUCCAUCAGCAUCAUCUCAGUGCUCAGCUGAAACUAAACAGUGUGGUUACUCGUUUCAAUAUGGUGAUGGAAGUGGGACAUCUGGGUUUUAUGUGUCUGAUAUGCUCUACUUUGAUAUGAUUCUAGGGAACUCUAUGAUCGCUAACUCAUCUGCCUCUAUCGUUUUCGGAUGCAGCAAUUAUCAAUCUGGGGAUUUGACCAAGUCAGAACGUGCUAUUGAUGGGAUCUUUGGUUUUGGUCAGCAGGGCUUGUCCGUUGUAUCUCAAUUAUCUUCCAGAGGAAUAACACCUCGGUCAUUUUCCCAUUGUUUGAAAGGAGGAGGAAAUGGUGGUGGUAUUCUGGUGCUUGGCGAGAUUUUGGACCCAAGUAUUGUUUAUAGUCCACUUAUGCCAUCACAGCCUCAUUAUAAUUUGGACCUCCAGAGCAUCGCAGUUAAUGGGCAAUUAUUGCCAAUUGAUCAAUCAGUGUUUGCAACAUCCAGUAACCGAGGAACAAUUAUUGACUCUGGAACAACACUGGCUUAUCUAAUUGAAGAAGCUUAUGAUCCUUUAGUCGAAGCGGUAACUGGUGCAGUUUCACAAUCUACAAAACCUCUUACUUUUAAAGGAAACAAUUGUUACAAGGUUUUAGUAAGUGUGAGCAAUUUGUUUCCACUGGUAAGCUUCAACUUUGCGGGUGGUGCGUCUAUGGUGUUGAGACCAGAAGACUACCUUGUACAUAUGGGCUUUGUCGAUGGUGCCGCGCUUUGGUGCAUAGGUUUUCAGAAGGUUCAGAAGGGCCUAGGAGUUACAAUAUUAGGAGACCUUGUUCUGAAGGAUAAGAUCGUUGUCUAUGAUCUAGCUCAUCAGAGAAUUGGAUGGGCUAAUUACGACUGUUCCUUGUCUGUCAAUGUAUCGGUUACAUUUGGCAGGGAUGAAUUCAUUAAUGCGGGGCAAUUAAGCGUUAGCAACCCAUCCAAAAAUAUUCUUUUUGGGUUCAUACCUCCUCUCUUCGAGUUUCUUAUUGCACAGAUUAUAACCUUUCUUCUCCUAUAACUAACCCACCAUUUCAGAUUAUACCCAAUAUUUUGUGUUUUCAGCAGUUAUCACCACUGAUUCGCAAGGCACAGUAGUUUUAAGUUUUGUCUAUGAUCAAUUGUAAUCUUCUCAUUCUACUGAAUUCUGGUUUGUUUGAUGCUGGAAUUCCACAUUUGCGCGUGUGCUCAAGCAGCACCAGGAAUGUAAAUUAUUCAUAUAGUAUUGAUAUAUUGUAUAUCAAGUGUUGUAGAAUUAGUGCCACGGCAGUUUAAGUAGAACACAUUAAUUUCAUUUAAGUUACUGAAGAUUUGUUCCAGAACUAGAGGAAACUUUACCA
Spinacia oleracea (spinach) is the source of this 2090-nucleotide messenger RNA. RefSeq names its product aspartic proteinase 36. The record is from RefSeq and is a predicted model, not a curated record. The transcript has 10 exons. Gene Ontology annotation, molecular function: aspartic-type endopeptidase activity. Gene Ontology annotation, biological process: proteolysis. Lineage: Eukaryota; Viridiplantae; Streptophyta; Magnoliopsida; Caryophyllales; Amaranthaceae. Bases 404 to 1771 code for a protein of 455 amino acids.